Macroventuria anomochaeta is the source of this 1209-nucleotide messenger RNA. Its product is annotated as Clavaminate synthase-like protein. The record is from RefSeq and is a predicted model, not a curated record. Bases 1 to 1209 code for a protein of 402 amino acids. NCBI's taxonomy places the organism in Eukaryota, Fungi, Ascomycota, Dothideomycetes, Pleosporales, Didymellaceae. The transcript is spliced from 2 exons. Gene Ontology annotation, molecular function: oxidoreductase activity.
AUGGCACCUGCUUUAACCUCCUCGGCGCCCACAGCUCCCCAUGAGCUGUCCAAGGGCCUCGCCAACAACAAGGUAGACAGGAGCAUCUUCCCUGACGGCAUCCGCACCUCAGGACAACACGAACCCCUCUUCGAGCACAUCCGUCCCUACGAAGACUUCCCACAACAGAUCACAGGCCCCACCGCCUGGUCAAAAGCCAACUACCAGAACAACCCCGAGCGCUGGACACACAUCUUCUCCGAGUCAGAAGUCGCCGAAAUUUCAAACGCCGCAGAUGCAUUCAUCUCCUCUGGCGAGCCACUGACCGGCAUCACAAAGGACAAGUUCCAGCUCCCCGAGUUCAGCAAGUUCCUCGAGCCGCUCCGCAAGGAAAUCAUCGAUGGCAAGGGCUUCAUCCUGUUCAAGGGCCUGCCGGUCGGCGAGUGGGGAAACCAGAAGUCUGCUGUUGCGUACAUGGGUCUUGGGACAUAUCUCGGUUACUUCGUGAGCCAGAACUCGCGUGGACAUGUACUUGGACACGUUAAGGAUCUCGAUGAGGAUGCGACGCAGAUCGAUAAGGUGCGCAUUUACCGCACCAAUGCGCGACAGUUUUUCCACGCCGAUGAUGCGGAUCUUGUUGGUUUGCUGUGCAUUGCUAAGUCGCUCGAGGGUGGUGAGAGCGAUUUGGUCAGCAGCCAUGAGGUGUGGAAUGUGCUGCAGAAGGAGCACCCGGAUGUUGCGAAGCUCCUCACCGAGCCGAUUUGGUACUUCGAUCGUAAGGGAGAGACGAGCAAGGGCCAGCAGGAGUGGAUUCGAACCAGUGUGUUCUACCUGGAGACUGGUGACAGCCCGCGUGUGUACUCGAAGUGGGACCCAUACUAUGUCAAGUCCCUGACACGCUUCAGCGACAAAGGCUUGAUUCCCGCUCUCUCGCCCGAGCAGGUUCGUGCCGCUGUCAUCCUCGACGAGACCUGCUUGCGCCUCGCCCUACACAUGAUCCUGGACAUUGGUGACAUCCAGUUCCUGUCGAACAACCACAUCCUUCACGCCAGGACAGCGUACAAGGACUACCCACCGCCAGCGCCUCGCAGGCACUUGAUGAGGCUGUGGCUGAGCACACCAGAGGACGAGGGUGGCUGGAAGCUGCCCUUCCACGACAGCAAGGACAAGAAGAGGGGCGGUAUCCAGGUCGAUGACACACCGCCGGUUGCGCCUUACGAUGCUGAGUAG